Phascolarctos cinereus (koala) is the source of this 5469-nucleotide messenger RNA. The record is from RefSeq and is a predicted model, not a curated record. Lineage: Eukaryota; Metazoa; Chordata; Mammalia; Diprotodontia; Phascolarctidae.
ACACCAGCAAAAGCAGGACGACUACGAUGAGAGGCUGCCCGCUCGCUAUUGCUUCUGCUCUUCUCCCCAUCAUUCUUCUAUAAACACUGGGAAAGGGGGGGAACGGGUAAGACGCCACAUCCGCGUUGUCUGUUUUAUUUUUUACAGUCUAUACUCUAUCCUUGGCGCUCCUUAGGUGGCUAUUGAAAGACGUCGGUAGACGGUUUUUCCUUCCCUCACAAGUGUUUUUUUUCCCCCCUCCCUGUUUUUAUUUCUUUAAGCAAGACUUUUCGUGUCUGUGGAGAUUAAAGGAGAGAGAAAGAGAUGCAAUUCCCUUCACCCGCAGUUAUCCUUGUUCGGUUGCAUCUGUGCGUACACUUGGGCUACAUUUUGCAAGUGGCCUGCCAGCAGCCCCGACGAGACCCUCCUCCCCCAGCCGUGUGGAGGCAAAGGAUUCAAUGGGAGAACAACGGGCAGGUGUUCAGCCUUCUGAGCCUGGGCUCCGAGUACCAGCCUCCGCGCCGGAGGGACUCGGCCGCGGGCUCCUCCGCCCCCUCCUCAGCCUCCUCCUCGCUUCUCCAGUCGCCGGUCCUGCUGCUCAGAAACAACGGCACUUCUCCGCGCUCUCGCCCGCUGCCGUCUGUAGGCGCUCCGGUCCACGACGGCACGAACAGCAGGAGACAGCCGGCGGCACGGCACUGGUUCCAAGCUGGUUAUCAGCCGUCUGGGCAACGGCAGCAGGGCGGACCGUCGGCGUCCACCUCCCCCGCAGCCACUGCCACCACUAGCAGAAGCCCCGGGGGCCGAACGCGGGGCCCCAGCCCUGCGGCCCAGGACAGCAACCAGACCCCUGAGGGUAGCCGCCCCACCCUAAGCAACCUCAGAGCUCCCAGCCGAGUGGAUGGCAUGGUGGGCGACGACCCCUACAACCCCUACAAGUACUCAGACGACAAUCCCUAUUACAACUACUAUGACACUUACGAGAGACCACGUCCAGGAAGCAGGUACAGACCUGGCUAUGGGACUGGAUACUUCCAGUAUGGUCUCCCAGACCUGGUGCCAGAUCCCUACUACAUUCAGGCGUCCACGUACGUGCAGAGGACGUCCAUGUACAACUUGAGAUGUGCUGCGGAGGAAAACUGCCUUGCCAGUUCAGCAUACAGGUCAGAUGUCAGAGAUUAUGAUAACCGAGUGCUGCUAAGAUUUCCCCAACGAGUGAAAAAUCAAGGGACAUCAGAUUUUUUACCAAGCAGACCAAGAUAUUCAUGGGAGUGGCACAGCUGUCACCAACAUUUCCACAGUAUGGAUGAAUUCAGCCACUAUGACUUACUUGAUGCCAAUACCCAGAGCAGAGUGGCUGAAGGCCAUAAAGCAAGUUUUUGCCUUGAGGAUACUUCCUGUGAUUAUGGAUACUAUAGACGAUAUGCCUGUACAGCACACACACAAGGACUGAGCCCUGGGUGCUAUGAUACCUAUAAUGCAGAUAUAGAUUGUCAGUGGAUUGAUAUUACAGAUGUAAAGCCUGGAAACUACAUUCUGAAGGUCAGUGUAAAUCCCAGCUAUUUGGUGCCUGAGUCUGAUUACUCAAACAAUAUUGUACGCUGUGACAUUCGAUACACAGGUCAUCAUGCAUAUGCCUCUGGUUGUACAAUUUCACCGUACUAAGAGACAAAAAAAAAAGUAAAAUAAAAAAGUGGAUGAACCAGUGCCUGAUGUUUUGAACUGAAAAAAAAAAAGAAGAGAAAAGCAAGCUAGAUUAACUUCAGUAGGAUGUAAAUGCUUGAGAAAGAGCACAGAAAACACAAAAGGAAUUAUCAUUUGGACUAUUUAAUUACAAAACAUAACUGGAUUUUGAGAAUGGGAAUAUUUUCCUUUAUAUUGAUGAUAUAGUUGUGGUGAAUUCUGUAAAGCAUUUCAAAUUCCAUAGUUAAGAUCAUUUGCUAUUUCAAAGAAACUUACCUUGUGGUGUACUGGGAAUUGGGAGUGCAAGCCAGCAAAAUAUUUGUUUCAUUGAACUAUUAGUGAAUGAGCUAAAACUGUUUUGUGCUCAAAAAUUUUUAAUGUGCUAAAUUACAAAAUAUAAUAAUGACCAAUUUGUAAACACUAGCAAAAACUAAUUUGGAAAUGUUAAUCCUAUCAUUACUCCUACAAAUAAAUAUGGAAAUAUUGGUGCUGAGGAAAGAAUACACAUUAUUGAUUUCAAGAAAUAUUAAUAUAUAGCAGAGAAAUGUCAAUGUAUGUAUUAAGAUAGCUACAUUCCUAUAUAAAAUUUAUGUUUACAUUUUUAACAUUAGUAGAUAAAUCCUUUUCUUUCUUCCAAAUACAUAGCUCAAUUCUGACAAAAAUCAGGUCUAGUUUUCAAAUGAAUUAAGGAACUUAAUCACACGAUCCAAGUCUAAUAUUUUUAUGAUGCCUUGUCCAUCUCUUUGACCUUGUCUAUGGCUAGAGAUAUUCAAAAUUACAUUCUUAAAAAGACAAGUCAGGAGAUGGUAUGAAUAGGCUACCAUCCAAGUAAAAUACAAUUCUUAUAGCAUGGGUAAUUUUCAAACUAAUUUAGAUAAAGUAUUACCAACACUUACCGUCUCUUUAGGUCACAAGAAAAAAGUAGGUAGUCCAAGUAUUACUGCAUAUCGAACAUCUUUUUUAAAUGAAUGGAAAAUACCGUUGUUGUUCCCAAUAUAUUUUUUUACCUCUCAUACUUGAUAUUUUUUACAUGAGAAUCAUUAGGAUAUUUUAUUGUUGAAGAGAUUAUUCAUAUCAAUAAGAUCACAGAUCCACUUUAGUAUACAAAACUAUAAUUAAAAUAUUUUAAGUAUCAUACAGGAUAUAUGACUUACUAUGUCCAUAUAAUAAGCAAUCAAAUUAGGCCAGUAAGGAACUAAUCAUUAAUAUUUUUUUCUGAAAAGUUUAGCUCAAAUUAGUACAUGGCUUUAAUUAUUAGCAUAAGAAAGGGGACAAAGGAAACACGAUAUUUUCUGUAAAGCAACAGGCUGUACUGUAUAAUAAGACAGCUGUGAUAUUACUUUUAAACUGUGAAAUAAUUUACCACAACAGAAUUUGGAUAGCUUCUGUUUUUCCUGAAAAGCAGAAGAUGCAGUAUGAGUUGUCUACACUUGAAAUAAAACUAUUUUAAAGUUAGUGGUGCUUAAGUACAAAUUAUCAUAAAUUAAAUAAUAUCAAACAAAUCUAAAUUAUGAUAUGCUUUUGAAUACUUCCACAAAACAUCACAUAGAAAAGUGGAUUUACAUCUCCAUGAUUUAUAAAACAAAAAGGUACAAUCAUUGAUAAUUACUAAGCACCUGUGUAUAUGGCCCUAUAAAAGGUCCGAUCAUAGGUAAAUACAUAGUUUACAGUAUAUAUCAUACCCUCCAAAUGCAAUAUUUACCAAUGUUUAGUAGUAUACUGUGACACUGAAAUAGUCAGAAAGCUUUUGAAGAAUUUGUAUCUGGGCUAUGGAAUUAUUUCUUUAAUUAUGAUCUUUUCAAGUACAAAUGAUCUUAAAACACUCAUUUUUGAACUACUGUCAGUAUUAUUACUGAGCCAGACUGGCAUUUAAAGAUACAUAUCUUUUUAUUAAAAACAUAUGAUUUAGAGCUGAAAAGAAUCUGUGAGAAUGUAGUCAAUGUCAAUGAGAUCAUAGAUCCAUUUUCAUCCAUAAAAACCAUAACUAAAACAUAAUUUUACAGAUAAGGAAAUUGGGACUCAAAGAGGUUGAGUGAUUUGCCGAAAGUCAAGAUUUGAACAUAAAUUCAAAUCUAGGCCUUUUCUCCAUACACCUCUGCUUCACACACUUGUUCUUUAAAAACCUUGAUUGGUUUUUGGAUACAUAAAAAUCAUAAAUGUUCCAUUGACGAUGUCCUCAUGUCCCACUACAUUCACUGUAUGUGAAAAAUUUAUCACAAUAUGUAGCAAUGAUACAGGCUGAAAUGACCAAGUUAAUAUGUUCCUACCAUUUGUGUUUAUUACCACCUUUCAGAGAAUCAAAGAGCUGAAAGGGACCUUAUUGGGCAACUGUUCCCAAAGUUUUAUUUUCCAGAUGAGGAACUGUUUGUGUUAUGAAGUUCAUUUAAAAGUCAUGCAAGCACGUGCUAGUAAUAUUUGUAAGUUUCCUACAUCUCAGAAAUGGCUGCAUUUUUAAUACUGAAUAUUUUGAUUUUUUAAACAAAACUCCAUUUACCUUGUUUAAGGGAGCCCCAAAUGUUUGUUUAUUCUAUAUCAUCUCUUUCCCCUACAAUUUCAUUUUUGAGCCCUGAAGAAAUAAUUUCCAGGAGUGAUCACCAAACAUCAAAUAAAACCAACAUUGAACAUUGGUAACAGACAUUAAUCAAUAAAGAUCUAAAUGAAUUGAAAGAUGAAUAGAAGGCAAAGUUGACACAAAAAUAAAGGAACUCUGAAAAGUCUAGCUUCAACUAUAAAGGGUCAUGGGAAAAAUAGGCUUUUAAACUGACCAUUUUUACAAAUCAUCUAGUUUCCCAUACCAUAUGUUCUUUCAGAUGGUCUGAUAAUUCAUGUAUCUUACAACUGAACUAAAAAUUUCUUUACUGGUGAAUAAGAUCCAGACUCCCCUAACAUUACCGUCACAUGUUUUAUUUUAAGGUAAUGCAUCAAAGAUAAGAUUUACAUAUUUUUAGAAAAGUCUUUAUAUUUUUGAUUAAGAGUUUUAUUAAAAUAUAUAUUAUGUGAUCAUUUUACUAGCCAUUGUUUUCAAAAAGUGAAACUAAAAGGACUAUGGUCUCAAAUACAUUAAAAAAAUUCCCUUGGAAACUUAUUUGAGAGUUAUUCUAAAGUUUUUCCAAAUUUCAGAUUUUAAAAGAAAUGCAACCUAUUGAAAACAACUGUGUGAAGCUAAGAGAUUAACCAUAUGUCACUAAUCUUUAAAGGGUACACCUCCUUUCAUUAUUGUUGCUGGAUGUUAUUUGACAAAUAUAAAAUAAGGCUCUGACAAAACCAAAUACAUAUGGAGUAAAAAACAGCUUCAUUUUUAUUUUGUACCAAAGUUUAUUGUGUAUGUCAGCUGGCAUGUAAUUUACUUUCAAUUUCUUUCUGUCAAACUUUUUCUUUUUUUAUGAAGAAUUGUAUCUAUCUAAUCAAAAAAGUAAGUUUCAAUCAAAAGCCUCCAAAAUUGGUCUGACUUGUUCUAUGCUACAACUUGCAAUUAAGACAUGUCCAGAGAUGGUGCUUCAGGUUUUAAAUGGUGCUGAAUUAUUUCAACUUGAAUGUAAACCAUAUGAUUCCAUGUUAAUGGGAAAUGAGCAUUUAAUGUUUAACUGCAACACUCAGUGAAAAGUCCCUUUACAAUGUUACAAGGUUUUAGUAUCCCCCUCUUUCUUUAGAAUUGUCUUUAAAAUCUUUAUAAUUUUAUUUGAAGGCUUAUUUAAAAUAUUCUGAUGCAGCAUAUUCUUCAGUGCACUUUCAUAUUCUUUUCUUGUAUGUCUGUAUUAUGAUUGCAAAGUUUAUACAAAAUGACUUGAAUAAACAGUUUCAAGUGUU